Molecule: messenger RNA, 1332 nt
Organism: Amaranthus tricolor (Joseph's coat)
Lineage: Eukaryota; Viridiplantae; Streptophyta; Magnoliopsida; Caryophyllales; Amaranthaceae
Product: F-actin-capping protein subunit alpha
Exons: 10
Coding region: 153-1076 (307 amino acids)
Biological process (GO): actin cytoskeleton organization; barbed-end actin filament capping
Cellular component (GO): actin cortical patch; F-actin capping protein complex
Molecular function (GO): actin filament binding
Source: RefSeq, a predicted model, not a curated record
UGCUAAUUCUACGCUGAAUCAUUUCGAACCACGUUCCUUCUCUCUUGAGAGUUGAGACUCACACUCUCUGCCUCCUCUUUAACUUCAAACCAACGACAUCCCCUGGUCCCAUUCCCAUUCCUAGAGAGAGAAUUUCACAAAGCGUAACUGCCAUGGCAGACGAAGACUCUUCUGAAGCAGACCAACUCUCCGAUAAGCAAAAGAUUGAAAUUGCCAAAUGGUUUCUCUUGAACGCUCCUGCUGGAGAAAUUCAAUACGUUUCCAAAGAUUUGAGGACGAUUUUGAAGGAUGAUAAUUUGCAUAAAUUGGGUACUUUGGAGGCGUUUCCUUUGUACAAUAAAUCUCACAUGAUUUCUCUCGAGCUUCCUGAUAGAACUGGUGAUGUGAUAAUAUCGUCCUUCAGUGAAGUUUCUGAGAACGAGUAUCUUGAUCCUAAGACUGCACAAGUUGCUAUAGUAGAUCAUGUCAAACAAGUGUGUACAGACUUGAGACCUGCUAGUAAUGAGGAACUUCCUUCUCCUUACAUUGAGGAAUUCAGAUGUGCUCUGGAUGCAGAAAUCACAAAAUAUGUUAAUGAAGCUUAUCCAAAAGGUGUCUGUGCAGUUUAUUGUGUAAAGGGAAAGGACGUCGAAGAACCAGGAUCUGAUUUUGAGUUUGCUGUGGUGAUUUCUGCUGCCAGGCUCAGUCCCCAAAAUUUUUGCAACGGAAGUUGGAGAUCAAUAUGGAAUAUGGAGUUCAAUGAUGAGGAUCAAAUGGUGGAAAUAAAAGGAAGGUUCCAGGUAGGGGCUCAUUAUUUUGAGGAGGGAAAUGUGCAGUUAGAUGCUAAUCAUAAAUGCAGAGAUUCAACUCUACUUCAGAACCCAGAUGAUUCAGCCUUAGCCAUUACCAACAUCAUUCGACAACAGGAAACAGAAUACUUGGCAUCUCUUGAGGGUUCCUAUUUAAAGCUUCCAGACACCACUUUCAAGGAUCUUCGGAGAAAGCUACCAGUUACUCGUACUUUGUUUCCAUGGCACAGCACUAUGCAGUUUAGCCUAACAAGAGAUAUUGCAAAGGAACUUGCCAUUCGGAAGUGAGAAAUGUUGAUGCUGCGUUAGUAUAUAAUUUCUCGAUGAUUGUGAAUGAAUUGAGUUUUUAGUAGGAGUUCUAGAUUUCGUUCUUCCUGUAACCCAGAAUAUCAUUUUUAAAGGUUGUUUAAUUGUUUUGAUGAUACUUAAAUCACUCGUUUCAUUUUAUACUUUGAUGUUAUUGUGUAUAUUUGAUGAUCAUGUGAAAUAUGGUGAAAGAAUGUAAGACACUGACAUUUUAUUAGAACGCCGAUGAUGUGAUGCA